AUUUCAACUUUUAAAACUUCUCGUGCAAAGUUUAUCAACAUGAAAAAACCAUCAAAAUGCCAAUCUCCUGGAGAUAGUUCAAUUUCUGCAAAGGAGAAUGAUGCUCAAUCGAAUAGAAGCCGUGAUUCAAAAGUCGCCCCAAAAUCGGAGGGUUUAGCUACAGGUCUUGAUGAAACCGAAUGGAAAUCGAGGCUUACAACUCCGGAAAUUGUUUUAAAGGAGAUUCGGACACUCGAAGGAGUUUCGUAUUAUCAUGGAAUGGUGGCUAGAGAUCUAGUUGAAUCGAAGCUCACAAGAUGCGGAGAUUAUUUGAUUCGAGCAACUGACAAUCGUAUUAUGGAGUUCGAGUUCAUUUUGUCAUUUUUCAAUAAAAAACGGAUUCACAGUCAUUUGACUAUCAAAUGCGACGUUGAAGCUGGCAAAUGGGCUCUUGGAUUGUUGUCAGUUAAUCAAUUUUCAUCGGUUGUUGAUCUCACCAACUUCUACAAAACUAAUCCGAUUGGAGCUGGCUUCUUCUUGAAAAGAGCGAUUUCCAAGGGAAAGUACAUGAUUGCUCAUGAUCGUAUCAAAUAUUCUCCAAAAGAUGAUCUACUCGGUACCGGAAACUUCAGUGAUGUAUUCCGUGGAAAGAUCGAAUUGGAGAAUCAAAUGGUGAAUGUUGCACUGAAAACCACAAAACUUCUCGACGAUACAAUGGAUCCAACCAAGAAUGUAAAAGCCAAUAAGAUUAAAAAGGAAAUGAUCCAGGAGGCAGAAGUUAUGAGUCAGCUUCGUCACGCAAAUGUCACAUCGUUCUUCGGCAUUGCUGUCGAUCGUUUGCCAAUUCUUCUGAUCAUCGAAUUCUGCAAUGGUGGCAACCUUCAAGGACAUCUUAUCAAAUUUGGAGACAGAAUUGGAACUAAUGAACGUUUUCUGUAUUUGCAUGACGCUUCAGCGGGCCUCAAUUACAUUCAUGCGAUGUCUAUCACUCAUCGUGAUAUCGCUGCUCGUAACUGCCUUAUCUCAGUCAAUGGUUUUGUGAAGUUGUCUGAUUUUGGAAUGGGCCUUAAAGUUCGCCGAAAUGAAAGUGCAGAGAAAGUGGCGGAAGAUGAUGAUGGUAAAGAAAAUAAAGAGCCCAAACUUCCUGUUCGUUGGAUGUCUCCAGAAUUGGUUGACACUCCUGAUGCAUUCAGUAAAAUGUCGGAUAUGUGGUCGCUGGGAAUUCUUGCAUAUGAGAUCUUCACAAAUGCUACAAAACCAUUUUUCAAUCUCGACGACACUGACGUAAUGCAAACAGUCAAAUCAGGAAAACAUCCACCGCUUCCUUUAUCAAUGGGACCAGAUCUGAUUCGCCUUCUCAAAGAUGUUCUCGUAGCUGCACCGACACAACGGACCACUGCAGAUAAGUUUUAUAACGAGCUUCAUGUCCUUUGUACUCAAAAAGGUGCAUUGUCAUUGAACGGACUUACAAUCAAUCAAAUUCGUGGCAUUAGUCGUAAACGUGUUGAGCAUGUUACAUACCGCAAGUUGUCAUAUGCGAUAAGAAUGGUAACGAGAGAGAUUGGGGUGAUGCACCACAGGAGAUGUUGGCUAAUGUUGUUUGGAGGGGAAAGAAGUGAAGUAUCGAGCCGAACCGGAUCUUUUUAAACAGAACUCUUUUUUGAUUGAAUAAAUGGCAUGGACUGAAC
Messenger RNA from Caenorhabditis elegans, 1667 nucleotides. It is a transcript of the gene Y116A8C.38, whose product is annotated as Tyrosine-protein kinase. The record is from RefSeq and is marked reviewed. Lineage: Eukaryota; Metazoa; Nematoda; Chromadorea; Rhabditida; Rhabditidae. Gene Ontology annotation, molecular function: protein tyrosine kinase activity; transferase activity; non-membrane spanning protein tyrosine kinase activity. Gene Ontology annotation, biological process: developmental process.